GUAAGGACAAGCUCAUUGCCUCGAAGACGGAUAAUCUAAUCAACAAAGGAUCAAGAUUGUAAACAAACAUGGAUUGGAUAUGGAACAAGAGAAACUAAGAUAUUAAUUUCUAACAAUACAAGGACGAAGUUACAAUUGGUCCAUAUAGUUUCUCCUUCUCUGUCACUUUACACCACCACAAGGGUACUUGGUAUGCUGUCUGUAUCGAUCAAAAAUCUCAAAAGUACACAAGCAAGGAGUAGUAAUAGUGCAAGUCAUCAAGACAAAAAAGAAAAAGAAAGCUCUCUUUUUUUUCCUCCUCAAAGCUCUCUCUCACAUCCUCUCAUUCUUUCCCAUUUCCCAAUUCAAAUCUCUCUCUCUCUGUUCAUUUUUCACCCUUUCAAAAACUCUUGAUUCAUUCAAUUUCAAAUCUUUAUCAUUGUCAUUAGGCCAUCCAAAGACUAAUGAACCAGAACGGCAAUUCGUUGCUUAAUUCUACCUUUUUUUAGCUCCCUUGUAAAGAGCCCAAGUUCAAAAUCUUGAACUUUUUUAGCUACCAAUCACCUAAUGAAGUGUCAAGCUCUUUACUUCUAUUGACUCUUCAAAUAUUUUUCUUCCUGUUAUUGCAACUUGGUGAGUGAGAUCUAUAAGGGGAGCAUUUGAUAAUGCUAAGGCAAAAAGGAAGUGCCACAAUGGAGGAAUUGCUGCCUGGCAAGAUAAGAAAAAGAGGGUGUUCCUCGUCAGCAUCAUCAUCCUCAUCAAUAAUUCAAAACUACAGAUUCAAGAGAGCAAUUUUGGUAGGUAAGAGGGGUGGAUCCAGUACACCAGUGCCCACAUGGAAGUUGAUGGGGAAGAGGACCCCAUCAUCUGCACUGAGGGCCAUAGAUUCCUCACCAAAGUCACUAAAUGGAAAGGGAAAGCAGCAGCAUGCGCCAGUGUCAGCGAGGAAGCUGGCUGCUACCCUCUGGGAGAUGAAUGAGAUGCCGUCGCCAAAAAUGAAGGAGGAAAUGGUGGAGGAGAGGAGGUUGAGGAAAGAGGGUAGAGGUAGAGAGAGGAGGUCGGUGCAUUCAGGUUCUUUGCCUCCUCAUUUGUCUGAUCCUUCUCAUAGUCCUGUUUCUGAGAGAAUUGAUCGUUCUGGAACUGGCAGCCGCCAUAGAAGAACAUCAUCGAUUUCUCAGAGGCUUAGGCUUAUGGACCAGAGCAUUGGAGCAUUUGAUUCUGUUAGCAAUGCCAGUUUAAUGGAGAUUGAGACUAGAUCUCGAGCCCAAACUCCUAGUGGAUCUACUGUUGGAGUCAAACCUCGUCUGAAGGAUGUUAGUAAUGCUCUGACUACAUCAAAGGAACUGCUUAAAAUUAUCAACCGUGUAUGGGGCAAUGAAGAUAGGCCCUCAUCAAGCAUGUCUCUCAUCUCCGCCUUACAUGCUGAGCUCGAGAGGGCUCGUUUGCAGGUCAACCACCUUAUCCAAGAACAGCGCUCUGACCAGAAUGAGAUAAACUAUCUAAUGAAGUGCUUUGCUGAAGAAAAGGCAGCAUGGAAAAACAAGGAGCAGAAGGUGGUUGAAGCUGCUAUUGAGUCCAUUGCAGGAGAACUCGAUGUAGAGAAGAAGCUGAGGAGACGGUUUGAGAGCUUGAACAAGAAGCUAGGGAAGGAACUGGCUGAGACUAAGGCAUCUCUAUUGAAGGCAGUGAAAGAGCUUGAAAGUGAGAAGAGAGCAAGAGCUGUAAUGGAGCAAGUAUGUGAUGAACUAGCCAGGGAUUUUGGUGAUGAUAAAGCUGAAGUUGAAGAACUGAAGAGGGAAUCUGCAAAACUUUGUGAAGAGGUUGAAAAGGAAAGGGAGAUGAUGCAGUUAGCUGAUGUGUUGCGUGAGGAGAGAGUCCACAUGAAACUUUCAGAAGCUAAAUAUCAGCUUGAGGAGAAAAAUGCAGCUGUUGAUAAACUUCGGAAUCAGCUUGAAGCUUUUCUUGGAACCAAAAGAAAUAAAGAAAAAGGGCGCUGUUCUAGUCAUAUAAAUGAUGAAGAGAUAGAUGCUUGCUUGAGUAAAAAUCGUUUUGUCUCCCAUCGGAGUGAAGUAAAUGAGGAGGAUGGAGAAGUAGAUGAUAGGGUAGUAUGCGAAGAAGGCUCUGCCGAAAGUGAUCUUCAUUCUAUAGAAUUGAAUAUGGAUAACAAUAACAAAAGCUACAAGUGGACUUACCCUUCUGGAACACCCCGUGAUUUGAGAAAGGCAGCAAUGGAUGAAGAAGACAUCAAAGGGAGGAAUUCUACCUCUAGCAAAUUACCCCGGAGAAGCAGUUCUCUGCAAAGAAGUGUGUCAGAUGGAGUGGAAUGGGGCAUCCAAAAUGAGAGGGUCCCAUUUCCAGGAGACGGGAUAGAUUGGGGGAGGUUUUCUGAACUGGAGAGGCAAGGGCAAGGAAAAGGUUAUGGAGAUGAAAUGCAUGGACAUCAAUCAAUGAAGGGUCUUAGGGACUACUUGUUGUCUGUUUCUAGGUUAGAUUCUCCAAGGGGGUAUGCUAGUCCCAUGCGACAAGUAGGGCAGCUGCGGUCCUCACGAGAGCCCAAUCUAGCUCAAGAGAGACCUCCGGUGAUACCAGGGAAUGUUUCGAAGUCAAGGCUAUCAGAUGCCAAAGCUGAAGGCGUGAAUUUAAGAAAAUCCAAAUGGUGAGCUAUGCAGAGUAGUUUUCAUGCAAGGCUGGUUAGAUACCGGAUGCAAGAAGAAUAUUAUAGUGAGAAUUAAUCCUCCGCUUGCCGUUCUAGAAUCACUGAAGUUGCAGCAAUCGCUGCUCAACAUUCACUGAACUAUUGUCAAUUUUUAAGAAUGCUUGUGCCUAUAGAGUUCUUUUUGGAAAAAAACGAUGGUUGUCAUUUGGCCAAGUGACUCGUACAAAAACUUCUGGCAUAACGUAUCUCGACAUGCCAGAAGCAUCAAAUAUAGUUGCUGAUAUGUAACCUUUGUUUUCUUUUUGUCCUCGGCAGCGUCUUCACCUGCCUUGACCAUUUCUGAAAUUAAACCAGCCUCUCAUGUUAUUAAGAAUUUGCAUGGCCCUGAAUACACUUUCUUGCGAGGAACUUUGGAA
Populus euphratica (Euphrates poplar) is the source of this 3051-nucleotide messenger RNA. RefSeq lists its product as uncharacterized. The transcript is spliced from 3 exons. The coding region runs from base 645 to 2639 and encodes 664 amino acids. The record is from RefSeq and is a predicted model, not a curated record. Lineage: Eukaryota; Viridiplantae; Streptophyta; Magnoliopsida; Malpighiales; Salicaceae.